Molecule: messenger RNA, 5111 nt
Organism: Ornithorhynchus anatinus (platypus)
Lineage: Eukaryota; Metazoa; Chordata; Mammalia; Monotremata; Ornithorhynchidae
Gene: RANBP3
Product: RAN binding protein 3
Exons: 18
Coding region: 85-1773 (562 amino acids)
Biological process (GO): protein export from nucleus
Cellular component (GO): nuclear pore; cytoplasm
Molecular function (GO): GTPase activator activity
Source: RefSeq, a predicted model, not a curated record
CAGUGCGCCCGCGCGAGUCGCCCGACUGAAAGCAGAGGAGUAAGAGCUUGCGCGGUUUUGUGUGGGAGGGUUUAAGAAAGUAAGAUGGCGGACCUGGCGAACGAAGAAAAGUCGGCCAUUUCCCCACCAGUCUUUGUAUUUCAGAAGGAUAAAGGACAGAAGUCCUCCGCAGAGCAAAAAGGCAUGUCGGAUUCGGGAGAGGACCCUCAGGGAGAGGCUGAGUCUCCCCACCAUGGUAUGGGUCAUACAGAAUCAGCUAGUGCGCAUGCCUUAGAGCUUUCUGCUCCCGCUAUUGCCUCCACCAGCGCUUCUCCGCUUCCCACUCCUGAAGCCCGGGCUACUCCUAUCCAUCAGGAACUGGCAAGGAGGUCAGCUGAUGGUUCAAGUCCUGAAGCUGGAGAUUCUGACCACGAAGAUGGAAAUUACUGUCCUCCUGUAAAGCGUGAAAGGACUUCAUCGUUAACCCAGUUUCCUCCUUCAUAUCCAGUAACAAAAAAAAAUGUUUUUAUGCCAUCGACCCUCUGCGAGCUAUCUGCAGGCAAUUCUGACUCAGAACCAGAGCAAGACCUGGAUCCCUGUGGAAAGUUGUUUUGCCAAGAAGAAAGGAGCAGCGGAUUUCGACUGAAGCCUCCAACACUUAUCCAUGGUCAGGCGCCCAGUGCUGGUCUCCCAAGCCAGAAACCUAAGGAGCAACAAAGAAGUGUGCUGCGCCCUGCAGUAUUACAAGCCCCACAGCCAAAGGCGCUCUCACAGACAGUUCCAAGUAGUGGCACCAAUGGUGUUAAUGUAUCAUCAGAACCUUCCGGGGCAGCCACAUCUGAAUCACUAAAUAAUACCACACUGAGAAGUCCCUCUGACUCUAAUGACAAGUUGGGAAGUGAAAGUAAUGAAACGGCUGAUAUUCAGAGCGCUGGUCAUCUGAGUACAGAAACACCAUCUGCAACCAAUUAUUUCCUGCAGUACAUCAGUUUCAGUUUAGAGAAUUCAACAAACAGUGCUGAUGCCUCCAGCAAUAAAUUUGUCUUUGGCCAGAAUAUGAGUGAGAGGGUGUUGAGUCCCCCAAAAUUAAGCGAAGCUAAUACUGAUGCCAACAAGGAAAAUGCUGCUACUGAAUCAGUGUCUGAGUCAUCUUCACAGGAAUCGACUCUUGAUAAAGCUAAUAAUAUUUCAGAAUCACUGGCAGAAUCUGCCGCAGCCUACACCAAGGCAACAGCGAGGAAAUGCCUUCUGGAAAAGGUGGAAGUUAUCACCGGGGAGGAGGCUGAGAGUAAUGUACUUCAGAUUCAGUGCAAAUUAUUUGUGUUUGACAAGAACUCACAGUCAUGGGUGGAAAGAGGCAGAGGUCUUCUAAGACUCAAUGACAUGGCAUCAACAGAUGAUGGGACAUUACAAUCUCGAUUAGUAAUGCGAACCCAAGGAAGUCUGAGAUUAAUCCUCAACACCAAACUGUGGGCCCAAAUGCAGAUUGACAAAGCCAGUGAAAAGAGCAUCCGAAUCACAGCUAUGGACACCGAAGAUCAGGGAGUCAAGGUUUUCCUGAUAUCGGCAAGCUCCAAAGAUACAGGGCAACUAUACGCAGCCCUGCACCACCGGAUUCUGGCUUUGCGGAGUCGAGCAGAACAGGAGCAGGAAACCAAGAUACUUGCCCCGGGACCCGAGGUCACACAGUCAAACGAAGAAGACAGCGACGACGACGAUGUUCUGGCUCCUUCGGGAUCCACUGGAGGAGAUCCUAGUGAUGAAGGAGAUGGUGAGCCGGCAGGAAGCACAUAGCAACUGUGAGCCCAUUGCUUGCAAAGGCUGCUGCCUCCUCAUUUUGCGGGCGCCUCUGUUGACAUCCCAGGCAGUGUUGAAGGCACCCGGACUUUGGAAUCGUGUAUCCCUUUUCUGUAUGUUUGGUUUUUUGUUUGGAUCGGUGGAUUCCACAAAAAGCAGACUCGGUAAACUGCCUGAAUGUGGUUUAGGACAUGAAAGCUCAUCAUAUUGAUGAGCUGAAAACUAACAUUUUUCCCUGUCUUCUUUUUAAUUGAAACGGCACAGUACUACUUGUCACAACUUUUCAUUGGGACAUUUAGGGCUUUUUUCCUUCAGUAGAUCAUGGGUCUCAGGCCUCUAGGACGUAGCUUUUCCAGCAUGAUUCCCAUUAUAUAUUUUCUUUCUGACUUCCAUUUUUUGAGUUCCUGCUGGGAAGUUUGAGGUCUAUGCUCUCCCAUUUAGUCUUCAGGGUUUCAUUUUUAUUGGACAGCAAAUUGAGCAGUUAACAUCGCCCACCUUCUCACGUGUAGGGAUCUUGUUUGGUGGGUCAGUUGGUGAGGAAAAAAAUACUGACUCAAUACAAGAAAUUGUUCUUGAGUUAAUAGGACACUUUAAAAAGUACAUUGGAUAAUUGAUUAUUCUAUUAAUUCCUUCUCCCAUUCACAGUAUGAUUAUGGGUAUAUUGUGCCGGUCCUUCUCUCCCUUACCCCCCCACCCCCCGCCCUUUUUUUUUUUUAAAGUUUUGAUUUUUUUGUUUUGGGUUUUUGUUUUUUUUUUUUUCAAAGUUUUGAAGAAUAAGAUGCUCUUGUGUGUUGAGAAAUUGAAACUCUAUGUUUUGUACUGGUCUGUUAAUAUUUAAGGGAGAGCUAAGCCACUAUAUAUAAUAGGUGUUACAGACAGUUUUCUUAGUAAACUUUUGUUCUUCUGGCUAUGAUAAAGCAUAUAAUUACAUAAAGGUUACACAGUGAAACCAGAUGCUUGCCCCCUGGAGAACACAGGGUUCUGUGGUGAACGGGACAAGCCAUUGGACCAGCAUCUAUUGGGUCUUUUUUUAAGAAGCUCAGACUUAAUAAUAAUAAUAAUACCCUCGACUAUUCCACGUCCUCCUCUCCCUCCCAUUUAAAGUUUGAAGCAUGAAGAACGUGAUGCUAUCAGCGCGCACUGGUGGGUGCUGAAAAACGUUGACUCUUACUUUGCCAAUGGACAGAGCAAAAUGCUUUUCCAAGCGAUUUUGCGGGUUAGCUGCACUGACCCAGCUUGGAAUUUUUGCUUCAUUUUUAAAACUUGGACUCUGGAAGCCUCGUUGCUUUAAUACUGCUCACUACAAAGGCAGAAUUCAGUCAGCCUCUGAGAGAGAGCUCAAAGAGCCCCUUUCCACGAGAAAGAGCUCUAUAUUGCUUCAGGUGGCUGCGGGGCCACCUGUUUUAAGUGCUGGUAACCUUGGUUUUAACUCUUUUAGCACAGCAGAAUCAUCAAAUGUGUCUGAAUCAAGUUCUUAUGAAGCACCGUGACUAGAAAACGCCACAAUUUCCUCUGUAGUCCUACCUUUGCAAAUGCGAACAUGCACACAGGAACCCAGUUCUCUUGAUAUUGUGACUGCCGUUCAUCGUUCUGCCGUUCCUGGACAUCUGAACGAUUUGCUUUCACGACGUUAGUCGUGGAGCAAGCGCUACCGAGAAGUCCCUUUCUUAAGGGUAGAGAGAGGGGCUGAAGAUUAAGCCGCGCCAUCAGAUCUGUGUGAUUUCUCUGCCGUCUGCUUCCCAAACAGCCUCCGUCUCUCACAUGCUCGUUCCUCUCUGUGAACUUCAUUUUUAUGCACCCUCCCCCAACCCCCAGAGUGGGCUAUCUGGCACGCCCAUCAUCUGGUUUCCUUGGCCGCGAUCUGGCUUUAUCACAGUCCUCUGGGCUUGUCUCUUCACUGCCCUCUUUUUCUUGGCAUGAAAUUUAAACUUUUAAACGCAGAUAUUGUAAAAAUCCAUUGAAACUCACUUCGGCUGGUGUGUUUACAGCUUUGGAGUUGGAGAAAACAGUGAUGAGAAUCUAUUAGCAAGUAUGAAAAUGAAUUUCCUAGUAGUUUUCCGGGGCUUGACUGGGGUUGUUUCUGCCUUUGUUUGACGUGGAUUAGACAGAGGCACAUUGAGCCAGGAGAGAAUGCUUAAUAAGCAUGUUCAUCUUCAGGAAAUUUUAGUAUAUGCACAACCGCCAUUGAUCAAAUGAAUUCAAAUUUGUCAGCAGCCUGCCGACAUAUGAUUUUUAUUUUUAUUUUUUAUUUUUUAAUCCAGAAGUCUUGCAUAUAUUAUGUAGCGUGAGUGGGAGCCUAUUUCAUUUUUACCCAAGAUAUUCCAGGCUAUAAAACUUACUUAAUUGGGCCAGAAAUUAAUUUUAAGCCCCGCCUGGUGAGACGUAGUUAGGCCAGAGCUGAACCUUGUUACACUUUCUGCUUUCAGCCUUAGUAGCCUAGUGACAAGUAAAACAGAUAAUGCCCAUGUGUUUUGAAAGGAUCAUGUAAGAUUGUCAUAUCAAAUGUAUUUGGGAAUUACAUUAAAACUUUUAACAAAAACAAAUCAGUCCUGCAUUGUGCUCUUUGGUAAAUUGAGACCCAUCGGGGCAGGAAGGGGAGUUCUCCGGGGGCUGGAGUGGGCAGACCAAACCUAAAUCCAUGUGUUGUGGUGCUAUGGGGGCUGGGCAUGAUGGAGUAAAACCAGGUGGGCCAGUGAGUGGUUCCCUGUUCCCACAUUCUCCUAGAUGGGUCAUCUGCUCUAGAAGGAUGGGCCAGCCAGAAGGGACAUCCAGGCUGCCUCUUUCAGAGAGCUUCUUACUACAUGUACGGUGUAUAUGUAGCGUAUGUGUAUAGAUCUCCAGCUACAUGAAGUGAUUUACGGGUGAAGUGAGGAGCCUCAUAGGAAUCCUGGAUUGAUCAACUAAGGGCAAACUUUGAGCUUCUGUGCUCUGGCCCUACCUAAGCUGCGUGAGGCUAACAACUUCAGCCCACGGUCCAUAUUGCCAGGGCCGGCGUACGAUGUGGCUGCGCUGGAGCCGACUCUCUCGUAUCUUCAGCCUCCCUGUUUCGUACACAGUGGUGUGUGCUGCUGAGAUUCCCCGCCAGCUGUCUCGCCGUGCGUGCCGCUGGACGUAGAGAGACCAGGGUGAGACGGGUGUGGUUGGCUCGGUGCCGGCCAUCGCCACUGCUACACACAAGUGCGUGUCCUGCAGGUUUGAAGGCUCUGUGCCUUUUCCCAUCCUCUUUCCCCCGAGCCUAGGCAGCGCCAGUCUGAUCUCUUGCCAAGGACGAGGUUGCAGGACCCGUCCAACGGCACCCUUGAUUUCAGAGCGAUGCUCUCCACCAGAUGACAGUG